Messenger RNA from Mesocricetus auratus (golden hamster), 1826 nucleotides. Its product is annotated as killer cell lectin-like receptor 2. The record is from RefSeq and is a predicted model, not a curated record. Bases 139 to 960 code for a protein of 273 amino acids. Gene Ontology annotation, molecular function: monoatomic cation channel activity. The transcript is spliced from 8 exons. Gene Ontology annotation, biological process: receptor catabolic process; viral release from host cell. NCBI's taxonomy places the organism in Eukaryota, Metazoa, Chordata, Mammalia, Rodentia, Cricetidae. Gene Ontology annotation, cellular component: host cell membrane.
UUCUGAAGAAAUACAGAGCUGGAAAGGACAACUUGCUCCUCAUCUUUGGUUCCCUCCAUUUGCAUUAUUACCUGCUUGGGGAAUAGAUAUCAUCCCAAGACAUGCUUUUAAUUUAAACCUUCAUUACUUCCUUUCAAGAUGAGUAAUCAGGAGGUGACUUAUUCAAACUCAAGAGUUUUUGGGUCUUCUUCAGAGGCACAGAAUCCAGCCAUUCCUGAGGAGACUCGAGGUCCCCAAGAGGUUGGACACAAAGUGCCUCUCGCGGUCCUUUGCUUACUUUUGAUGAUGGCAAUCUCAGUGUGGCUGGUAUACAUUUUUCAGUACAGACAAGAGAAACAUAAUCAGGAGAAGAUUAUAAACAACCUCUACCAAAAAUAUUACAGCAUUAAAAAUGACAGCUACUUAAAAGAACAAAAUUUUAAUAAUAAGUCUACAGAGUGUGAUGCCCUCAAAGAUCGUCUGAACUCUGUCAACAGAGAAUGGAAGACAUGCUAUGGGGAAACUAAGAUUGUUUUAGAUUGCAUACAGCGCACAGGCAAACAUGUUGAAGGACACUGGUUUUGCUGUGGCAAAAAAUGUUAUUAUUUCAUCAUGGAUAAUAAACGCUGGCAUGGAUGUAAACAGACCUGCAGGGACUGCAGCUUAUCCCUUUUGAAGAUAGAGGAUGAUGAUGAGCUGAUAUUCCUUAAGUCCCAACUUCAUCCAAAGAGUUACUGGAUUGGAUUGUCAUAUGAUAGGAAGGAAAAAGAAUGGGAAUGGAUUGACGAUGGCCCAUCUAAACUUGAUUUGACAUGGCUGAAAUCAGUACACGAUACAGGAGACUGUGCAUUUCUCAAUUCAAAAGGUGUACAUGAUGAGGACUGUGGUAAAACCCAUGGCUGCAUAUGUGAAAAGAGAGUGGAGAAAUUCCCUGGUUCAGUGUGUAUUGUAAGGUCUGAGUUGGCUGUGCAAGUUGAGUGAGGAGCUGGAAAGGGAAGAUAUUCUUCUGAAAUCUGACUUAAUAGAUUGGAAGCCAACUUCCUUGCAAGUACACAGAACAGCUGUGUCUGGAGAACAGAGCCCUUUGCUCCUAGCCCUGAGGAAACACUUUUAUGAAUGAGGCACAGAACCAAACACAAACCCUGAUAAUAGUACACAUAUCUCAUCAUUACUAGGACAAAUCAUUUCUAUGACUUUGACAGCAUAAAUAACUAUUUCUCUUUCUUUCUUAAUUGGUUGUUUAGCAUUUGAUAUUUUUGCAGGUAAAAGUAUUUAUCUUUAAAAAGCAUUUAUUUUCUGUAAAAUAUAAUUUCAGACUUGAUGAAGUUGCCAAACUAGCUCAAUGAUCCCAUGUAACCUUCUGUAGUCCAAAUGUUCUAACCCCACUUCUUUGAUCUGUUUGAUGAUAAGUUGAAACCCCAUAGAUACUAAUUUAAGAUGGAUAUGGUGUCUCAGUCUUAUAAUUGUAUAUAUGCAUGAGUUUGAUGGCUGUGUAACCUACAUAGUUAAAUUUUUGGCCAUCAACUGCUAUAGAGAUUCUGCUUCAUGAAACCUAAUAAUCAUGAUAGUGAUAAUAAUAUUAAUAAACUCUGAAUAAAUACUUUCUAAAGAGAAGCAAUUUCUUUCACAACAUCAUACUGAGAUAAAUGAAACUCAAGAAAUGUAGUAUUGAUAUAGUAGUAUGUUCUAAUCUAUAAUCCAUAUUCAUAUUUGUCAUUUUCUGAAUUAUAUCACUGUUGAUAUUUUCCUAUGGUUAGGACCAUGCAAUGAUUUCAUUUGUAAUGUUCUUUAGUCCUGAAAUGGUUACUGACUUAUGUUUUUUUCAACAUUAAAAUGGUAAAAUACUG